Molecule: messenger RNA, 2922 nt
Organism: Lasiodiplodia theobromae
Lineage: Eukaryota; Fungi; Ascomycota; Dothideomycetes; Botryosphaeriales; Botryosphaeriaceae
Product: Zinc finger RING-type protein
Exons: 8
Coding region: 1-2922 (973 amino acids)
Biological process (GO): organelle fusion; vesicle-mediated transport; intracellular protein transport
Cellular component (GO): endosome; HOPS complex
Molecular function (GO): protein binding; protein-macromolecule adaptor activity
Source: RefSeq, a predicted model, not a curated record
AUGGCUUUCGCGGGGUGGAAACCGUUCAAGUUCUUCGACGUCUCCCAAGUCAAGCUCCCGGACGCCUCGCUGUUCGAUCAAGCCAAAAUCACCAGCGUUGCGUCCGGCUCCGACAAUGUCUUCCUGGGCAGCCAAGAUGGUGCCGUGCGCAUCGUCUCGAGCGCCUUCAAGGUUGUGCGCGAGUUCCAAGCCCACGAAACCGGCUCCAUUCGAUACAUGAAGCAAGUCCAAGGCACUUCGCUGCUCGUGACCAUCGCCGAGGACCUUUCGAGCGAGCCAACCCUGAAGGUCUGGGCCCUUGACAAGCUCGAGAAGAAGACCGGUGCUCCCCGCUGCCAGUCUACUCUCACCAUACACAAUGGAAGGAAGCAGUUCCCCGUCACUGCCUUUGCAGCAAUGGAUGACCUGUCGCAGCUUGCUGUUGGCUUCGGUAAUGGCGCGGUAACCGUAGUGCGAGGAGAUCUUAUCCACGACCGCGGCGCCCGCCAACGAACCGUCUUUGAGUCCGAGGAGCCUGUCACCGGCAUAACUUUUAGAGAGGGCAGCAUCACCACGCUGUAUAUUGCCACAACCGGUCGCAUAUCAACGCUGGUUAUCUCUGGGCGCGGCCAAGGACAACCAGCCCGCACGCUGGAUGAGACAGGAUGUGGUGUGGACUGCAUGACCGUCGAUAAAUCGACCGGAGACGUCAUUGUUGCCCGUGACGAUGGUCUCUACUGCUACGGUCUUGGGGGCAGGCGCUCCUUCGGUUCUUACGAUGGCCCGAAGAAGAUGAUCAGCACCUACAAGGACUACACCGCCGUCGUAUCCCCUCCCAAAGCGAAUACCAUCACGCGUGCGGUGAGAGCUUUUGGCAGCAGCGCCGCCGACGAUUUGUUCUCUACAUCCAGUUUCACAAUUCUAGAUACCGACCUGAAGAUCAUCGCUCAUCAAGAAGCCCUGCCAUCUGGAGUCCAAGCUGUGUUCGUCGAAUGGGGUGAUCUCUUCGUACUUACCCAAGACGGCAAACUCUUCCGAUACCAUGAGAAAUCAUUCCAACAAAAGCUCGAACUCGUCUACCAGAGGAAUCUCUAUGUUCUUGCAAUCAACAUGGCUCAGAAGGCCGGUGUUGACAAAGCAACGCAAAACGUGAUUCUCAGGAGAUACGGCGAUCAUCUCUAUCAGAAGGGCGACUAUGACACUGCAAUGCAGCAGUACCUUAAGGCGAUUGACAACACCGAGCCGUCCCAGGUCAUCCGCAAGUUCCUCGACACGCAACGAAUCCACAAUCUGAUCGAAUAUCUUGAAGAACUCCACGAACAUCAAAAGGCAACUCCGGACCACACGACUCUGCUCCUAAAUUGCUAUGCCAAACUCAAAGACGUUGAUAAGCUCGAGGCUUUUAUCAGGUCCCCCGGUGAUCCUAAAUUUGACCUGGAUACUGCCAUCGCCAUGUGCCGUCAGGGAGGCUACUAUGAUCAAGCAGCCUUUUUAGCAAGGAAACACAAUGAGCAUGAGCUGGUCGUUGACAUCUUGAUCGAAGACUCAAAGAGAUACGCAGAAGCACUUGCGUACAUCUGGCGCCUCGAGCCCGAAAAUGCCUAUCAAAACUUCAUGAAGUAUGCCACUGUCCUACUGGAGCAUUGCCCAAAGGACAUGACCCAGGUUUUUAUUGACUACUAUACCGGUCACUUCCAGCCCAAAAAGGAUGCUGUGGUUAUACCAGACGCCCCGGCAACUCAGGGUAUGGGGAUCGUCAGCAACGCCACAACUGCCGUCCAGAAUCUGGCCGCGCUUCUUCCCUUGCCUUAUAUGAACGUAAAUGCCAUUUCUUCACCAGGAUCCGGCGACCAGAGAACGACAGCGAGCCAAGCACAAAUUGUUGAGACUACCGUCGACGAACCUGCGCCAGAGUACAAAGUUCCCAAACCACGCACAGCUUUCUCAUCAUUCGUCGAUCACCCUAAUGAGUUCAUCAUCUUCCUCGAAGCUUGCAUCAACUCGCACAACAUAAGUGAGGAAGACAAGGUCGAUCUCUACACUACAUUGUUUGAGAUGUACUUGCACACGGCGGCCAGCGCGAGGGAUGGUGACAAAGAAGAGUGGGAGAGCAAGGCCAAGAAGCUUGUCGAGGGCAAAGACAUCCCCAUCGACACCUCAAACGUCCUGCUCCUCUCGGAGCUAACGAACUUCAAGGACGGAACGAUCCUUGUCAGGGAGCAACAAGGCCUUCGUGCAGACAUCUUCCGGGCCUAUACGUCAGCUAAGGAUACGCCAGGUGCGAUCAAGGCACUUCGGAAAUACGGGCCAGAGGAUCCUUCUCUCUACCCGACCGCGCUCGCCUACUUUACCUCAUCCCCAACCAUCUUAGAAGAAGCGGGAGACGAGCUCGACGCCGUUCUGCGCAAAAUUGAUGAAGAUGGCCUCAUGGCCCCCCUACAGGUCAUCCAAACACUCAGUUCCAACGGAGUCGCAACCAUGGGCAUGAUCAAGAAGUACCUCGCCACGACAAUUGAUCGCGAGCGCCGGGAAAUCGCCAACAACCGCAAGAUGAUACAGACGUUCACUGCAGAUACCACAACCAAGAAGUUAGAGCUGGAGACGCUCAACUCCAAGCCCAUGGCCUUUACAGCGACCCGGUGUCCGUCUUGCCCCCAUCCACUCGAUCAGCCUACCGUUCACUUCAUGUGUGGGCACAGCUUCCAUCAACGUUGUUUGAACGUUGACUUUGAGCGUGAUAUUGAGGAUCCUAUGAGUGGAGUGGAGUGCCCGAUCUGCGCACCGCAAAACGCGACCAUCAAGGCAAUCAAGAAGGCUCAGGAGGAGAGCGCUGAGAGGCACGAUAUCUUUUUGGACGCAUUAGGGAAGAGCAGGGAUAAGUUUGGGACGGUCAGCGAAUGGUUCGGAAGGGGUGUCAUGAGUGCUGCGGCUGCCACGGAAUAG